Messenger RNA from Penicillium arizonense, 1917 nucleotides. RefSeq lists its product as uncharacterized. NCBI's taxonomy places the organism in Eukaryota, Fungi, Ascomycota, Eurotiomycetes, Eurotiales, Aspergillaceae. Bases 1 to 1917 code for a protein of 638 amino acids. The record is from RefSeq and is a predicted model, not a curated record. The transcript is spliced from 3 exons.
AUGGCGAAGACCGCCUCCAUGGAGGAUGAUCGAGGGCCAAUUUAUCAGUGGCUUUCUACAGUGCAAGAUCAGGAUCAAUGUGGCCACCGGAAUACAGCUGAGAAGAAACAGCAGGAGGCGGGUGCAGCAGUAAUGACAGGCAUUCCUCUCAUACCAUUGGAAUCACCCGAAGCCUUGCGUGGGAUACGUCGUUCGACACGCAAAAAACGGAGUGUUGGUCAUCUUGAUCAAUCCAGAACAUCCCCUACUCCACAAAGCCCCACACGAGAUGACGGUCGCAGCAAGAGAGCACGGCAUAGCUAUGAGCGACAGCCCAGACACAAGACCCGCGAUGACCAUUACGAGUACAAAGCGCCAUCAGCUGCAGAGUCUCGACCACACGCUUGCAAAGGCAAGGCCAAGAAUGUACGUGGCAGAAAGCAUACUUUGAAUGAUUUCCAGGCUGUCAAUGUCACUGGAAAUAGAUUGACGAUUCCCAAUCAAGCCAAUUUGGGCAUCUUCAACAAGGGAAAGACAUCUUCAGCAGCUGAACACCCCGCAAAUCGAACUUCGGUUGAUAUCUCGAGAGAUGUUCCCAGGAAGAGACCUAAGAGGAACGCAGCAGAGUCUGACUUGGCUUUUUCCGAAAUGAACUUCUUAUCACGGAGAAAAAACAUCAGCCCGGGGCCAACGUUAGAAGCCCCUGAGGAUACUCCGUGUGUGCAACAUGCGGAACGGAGUCAAUUGAAUACGUUGUUAUAUUCACAUUCAAAGGAUCUAUCGAAGAAUGCUUCGGUACAGGCCAGCAAAUCAUUUCUCGGCUUACGGCAACAAGUCGACGUCUCUCCCACCCCUCUGUCCUCGUUUGCCGAUACCCUCGAUGACCUUCAUCUGCAACAAUACCUGCUCGAACUUCUGCACACUGGCUUGGACCCAAAAUCUGUCUCUAGUGUUGCCCCUGAUAAACUCGCAACUUUCAGGCAUUGGAGCCUCUCCGAGCUUUGGACGCUUUUGGAAGAGCGAAAAGCAUAUUGGUCGACAGAGACUGACAACAAGCAGCAAUCGUCGCCCAGACCCAAAUCAAGGGACGAAGGCACUGUGAGGCAAGCAGUACACUCAUUCCAUAAAGCUAUUACACCACACCAACUGGGGUUUGUUUGUGCUGAUACCAACGAGAGAUUUCAGGCGUAUCCAAAUCCAAGAGACGCAUCUGAACCUUCCUCUGGAGUGCAUAGCGAUUCAUUUGAACUACGGGGCUCAGUUUUCAAAAGGAAGAAGACUGAGCAACAUCAAACACAAGAGCAAUGUGCCCUUGCCUUUUCAUUGCAGGCUAUCGACGACUGCAAAACCUCGGAUGUCUUGAUGGAAAACCGCCUAAGCCUGCCUCUGGCUCUUGAGUUAACAAAUGAGCAUCUCUCUACGUUUUCACAGGAUGACUUGUCAACAAAUGCGCCUGUUUUUGAGCUGGAUAAAUUGAACCGCUUCGCAGAUGACGACUUGUUCUAUGAAUCACUGGACGCUGCUUACCACUCCAUCCUCCACCCUGAAACUGCAGGACAAGAAUUUGUCCAGGAUGAACUCGAGCUGGCCAUCCUCUUCGGCUCAUCAAGAUUCAAUGAACCUGUUGAUUUAUUUGGUACUCCCAAAUCAGCGCAACGUAGGAGCAGUGCGAUCCCUGUUCAAGUUGUGAAGACAGAACAAAUACCUCAGCCACCCCUCGCUCAAAACAUCAAGCAGGACGGAGUUGGCACAGGACUGUUAGGAGUCAACCAUCAAAAUGAGCUGCCUCAAAACGAUGGAGGCUUUGAUCAAAACAGAUUUUUGCCCUGGUUGACUGGAUACAACAGUUCGCAACCGCACGUCCCGACUUCGCGCACAUUGGAUCGAAAUCAAGGCUCGGCUUUAUUUGGCUUUUGGCGGCAGAACAAAUUGUAUUAA